GUAUACAUGAUUUCGAUCGGUAAAAUGUUAUGUUAUGUUUUAAAUGGAUUUAAAUGAGACGCAUUGUAAAUAUUAUUUUUAAAUAAACAUAUAACUUUUAUCUUCUUGCGACGACUCCAAAUACCAUAAAACUAUUUUCAACCAAUAUUGUUUUAAAUAAUAGUGACUUAACAAGUAGUACGUUGCGUGUAUACAUUUUUAUCGUAUAAUGAUUUUGUAGAUAAUUGCGUGACAAGUCAAAAACAGUAUCUUCAAUAUUUUGUUCAUAAGAAUUAUGUAGAUAUUCAAGACAGUUGGUAAUCCUGAUAUCUGAAAAUUUUGUAUUAUCAAACUCGUAGUUGUUUAUCACUGUUAUCGCUUCAUUGUCACCAUUUACUAUAACUAAUAAACCAUAAGUUAUUGGUUUUGACAAAAAUAUCUUAAAUAUUCAAUAUGAGUAAUGUUAACGCUGUUGAAGAACUAGAAGCUGCGAAAAUCGCUCACCAUCUAUCACCAAGCAAAAUGGGUUUACUAACACCUAGUCCAAUCGUCACUCGAAGAACAAGAACUGACUCUACAUCUGCACUAGCCUUAAAAAAUCCACAAGUAACUGGACAUGUUAAGUAUUUUUGCAAAUCUAAAGGACAUGGUUUUAUUACACCAGAAAAUGGAGAUCCCGAUAUAUUUGUACAUAUAUCAGAUAUUGAAGGAGAGUAUGUUCCAUUACCCGGUGAUCAUGUUCGAUACAGAUUGUGUCCUGUUCCUCCUAAGUUUGAAAAAGUUCAGGCUACACAUGUCGAAAUUAUUAACUUUGCACCUCAGGUUCAUUUAAAAUGGGAUUCACCUGAAGCAAACUAAUUUAUUAUAAAUGAUUAAUGUUAUUUUUUAAAAUCAAAUUUAAUACUUUUGGUAGAAAUUAUACAUUCCAAUAUAAUUGUUGUUUACCCUAUAUGUUUUAAUAUCCUGUUCAGUCCAGAGUGCCAAAUUAUAUAAAAUAAUUAUAAUUAUUUAAUAUAAGUAAAUAUAAUUAGAUUAAUUUUAAUAAAACUUUUUUACAUAUAAUGCAUAUGCUCUAUAAUUCUUCAUAAUGAUAUUUUUAAAUGUUAAAUUUUGUCAAGUAAAAUUUGUAUUACUUAUUAAUAGCUGUAUCAAAAAUAAUAGUUAAAAUAACUUGUUAUGUCAAAUUUAACGAAUUAAGGGGAAAGAUAAACAAUAUUUAUGAAAUAAGCGGUCUGAAUUAUUUUAUAAUAAUUUUUUGUUUUUUUUUCUAAGUCUAAUUUUAAUUAUUAUCACUAGAUAAUUAAUACCCUAACAUGCAUAUUCUAAUUUUAUCUGUUGUAAAACAUAUCAAAAAUUAUAAACAUAUAAAUGGAUUUUACUUAUAUCAGUAGCUAUUUCACCAUUAUUUCUUUUUUUAUAAUAACUAUUUGAUAUAAUAAUUUAACAAAUAUUUUUAGUGUAUAAUAUGCAAUAAUAG
This is a messenger RNA of Daktulosphaira vitifoliae (grape phylloxera), 1456 nucleotides long. RefSeq names its product cold shock domain-containing protein CG9705-like. Gene Ontology annotation, cellular component: cytoplasm. The coding region runs from base 433 to 837 and encodes 134 amino acids. Gene Ontology annotation, molecular function: mRNA 3'-UTR binding. Gene Ontology annotation, biological process: regulation of mRNA stability. NCBI's taxonomy places the organism in Eukaryota, Metazoa, Arthropoda, Insecta, Hemiptera, Phylloxeridae. The record is from RefSeq and is a predicted model, not a curated record. The transcript is spliced from 5 exons.